Daphnia carinata is the source of this 2000-nucleotide messenger RNA. RefSeq lists its product as uncharacterized. The transcript has 5 exons. NCBI's taxonomy places the organism in Eukaryota, Metazoa, Arthropoda, Branchiopoda, Diplostraca, Daphniidae. Bases 191 to 688 code for a protein of 165 amino acids. The record is from RefSeq and is a predicted model, not a curated record.
GCAGGAAACUCUUCAUCUGGUUUUCGAAUGAACUAUAUACCUAACAAGAGAUUGGUCGUGAAGCCGUCGGCGACAAGUGUUUUUUCUCCUUCGUUUCUCCAAUGCGGCCAAUCCGGUUGAGGAGAAUGUAUAAAAGACAGCGAGCAGUUUGGUAUUUUGCCCAGUCAGUCGACACACACCACCCAACAAGAUGUUUUAUCUUCGGUAUUGUUUGAGCUUCGCCGUCUUGUUCCAGAGCGCAAUCGCCGCACCGACGAAUUUCUUGCAGCCGUUUGAAAGCUUUUUCAAUCAGCAGAAAGUUCGAAGUCUCAGCGAAACGGAAAUUAAAGCUCGCAGCAUCGACACCAACGCCGGUAUUGGAAAGGAGCGCAAUUUCUUCGACGAUUUCAAAAUCCCCGAUGAUAUCGGAAACAAUUUCCCGCAGUACAUGGAACCCACCAAAAGUGAAACGGAAUCUGGCCAAACAUCUCAGACUGCCCGAAUUCCUCAGAAAAACGAAUAUUACAGCUAUUCUUUCAGUACGCCGGUAGAAGACGUCUCGGGAGAUGACGUCAUUGCGGUAGUCAACGUGAAACACUCACCCAAAGUGUAUUUUUAUCAGGUUGCAGAAGCUGGCCCUCGCCAUCUGAAAGUGAUGUAUUUCACCGGAUUCCCGAACCGACAACGCGUGAGGAGCGACACUAACUAAAAACAAAGGCAAUUGCUUGUUUUUUUGCUCUUUUUUAUGUUAUUUCUUGUUAUUAUUCGUGAACCAAGAUGUUGACAUUCUUGGUCUUUUCCGCACUUCUGUUCCUCAUCAUUCCAUCCACCCUCACGAAAGCCAUAUUGUUGAAUACAUUUGCAUGUUCGUCUCCUUAAAAAAAAGAAAAAAAAAAGAAAAAAGAUAAACAUUCAUAUGGGCCGUUCAUAGUUGUAACGGUUAAACAGCUCAAAUGUCAGGCAAUAAGGUAAACAUCAUGUUAUCUCUGCGGUUUGCAAUAACAACUAUUGGUGCAACAGCCCAUUUGAGACUGUGCAACAAAAAACGAGAACCUUUGUGACUAGUUGACCGUCGGCCAUACUUGGCAACAGUUCGGCUGCAUUUUUUUUUUAUGUGUUAAAAAAGAAAGUCUUUGAAAGAAGGGGAAAAAACGUGAAUUGAGAGAAACAAUUGAAAAAAAAAAAAUGUCGAUUUUCUUCAUGGAUAAUCAUGAAGAAUCCGACUCCUAUGAAGAAUCCGACUCCUAUGAAGAUUCAGAGGACUCUGAAGAAUCAGACUACUACGAAGAGCAAGAUUACAACGAAGAACAAGACUACUAUGAAGAACAAAACUACUCCUAUUUCUGUGACGGGAAGACGACGAUGGUGAAGGCGACAAUAAGGAAGGGGACGAAAAAAACGAUAACGGCGAAGGAGAAGAAAAAAACGAUAACGGCGAACGAGAAGAAAAAAGCUUUAGCGGCGAAGAAGAAAAAAGCUUUAGCGGCGAAGAAGAAAAAAGCUUUAGCGGCGAAGAAGAAAAAAGCGUUAGCGGCGAAGAAGAAAAAGCUUUAACGACGACGAAGAAGAAAAAAGUGUUAGGUGCGAAGGCAAAAGCGAAGGCGAAGGCGCUGGUAAAGGCGAGGCGAUAACGAAGGUGAACACGGCGUUAAGACGGAGAUGACCCGGUGAUAGACGUGAAGACGGCGACCACAUGAUGAUGAAGACAAAGACGACGAUGAGGCGACUACAAGGGCUUUCUUUUUGUACCUUGUUAACAGAUGUAAAGAAACGGAUUCCCGAACCGACAACGCGUAAGGAGCGACACGAACUAAAAGGCAAUUGCGUCUCUCCUUUUUUUAAUUAUUUUUUGUUAUUAUUCAUAAACCCAGAUGUUGACAUUCUUGGUCUUUUUCCCGCAAUUCUGUUCCACGUAAUUCCAUCCCCACCUCACGAAGCCAUAUUGUUGAAUAUUUCGAGUGUUCGCCUCCUUCAAAAAAAAAAAAAAAAAAAAAAGAUGAAAGAUAAACAUUCGUAUCGGU